Messenger RNA from Anolis sagrei ordinatus, 5798 nucleotides. It is a transcript of the gene TWNK, whose product is annotated as twinkle mtDNA helicase. The record is from RefSeq and is a predicted model, not a curated record. Gene Ontology annotation, biological process: mitochondrial DNA replication. NCBI's taxonomy places the organism in Eukaryota, Metazoa, Chordata, Lepidosauria, Squamata, Anolidae. Gene Ontology annotation, molecular function: ATP binding; single-stranded DNA binding; 5'-3' DNA helicase activity. Gene Ontology annotation, cellular component: mitochondrion.
UGGGAAGGUAACGGCACUCCAUCAUGCCAGCCACAUGACCUUAGAGGUGUCUACGGACAACGCCGGCUCUUCGGCUUAGAAAUGGAGAUGAGCACCAACCCCCAGAGCCGGACACGACUGGACUUAAUGUCUGGAGGCGCUCAAAGGGAUUGGGAUUUAGGGAAGGCCUAGGCAAACUUCAGCCCUCUAUGUGUUUUGGACUUAAGAAUUGUGGGAGUUGAAGUCCAAAACACCUGAAGGGCCCAAAUUCAGGCCUGGUGAACACUUUGAAGCUUUUGGAGGCGGGUUUCCGGAAGUGACGUCGACAUGGCGUUGUUGUGAUUCCGGGGUUGAGCCCUUGGCGCGCUCCUGGCAGCUGCACGUGGGGCAGGGGGUCUGCGGGGGCUGCUCUGGACUUAAAUAGAGGCCGGGUGGACCUCUCCGGAUGAUGUGUUGCAGGCGUCUUGGGCAUGCUUUAAAGGGGGCACAGAUCAAUGCAAGGGCUCUUGAGAGCUGGCUGUGUUUCCACUGGAAGGAAGCAAUAGGAGAAGAGAUAGAUGAGAUGACCAGUUUCUGGGUAGUUUGGGUUAUUUGAGAGGAAGGUGAAGUGGUGUUUGGGAAUGAUGUAGUUAUAGGUUUUUGGCGUCUGGCAAAUUGUGACAGAUUUCAGUUUUUAUAGAUUUUUUGUAAAGCCCCAAAGCAAGGGAAGGGUUUAUGGUUGGGAACAAGGUUGUUAUGGGUCUUUGAGGUCUGGAAAAUUAAAAUAGUCACUGAUUUUGAAGUUCGUAGAGACAAGGAGACUACAGAACAAAGGAAGGGUCUUUAGGGUCUAGCAAAUGGGUCUUUGAGGUCUGGCAAAUUAAAAUAAAGUCACUGAUCUUGAAGUUUGUAGACACAAGAAGGCUCCAGAGCAAAGGAAGGGUCUUUGGGGUCUGGCAAGUUGCAAUAAGGUCACAGAUAUUGGAGCUUGUAGAGACCAGAAAGCUACCAACAGUUUAUGUUUGGGAAUAAGGUUGUUAUGGGUCUUUGAGGUCUGGCAAAUUGAAAUAAAGUCACUGAUUUUGAAGUUUGUAGAGACAAGGAGGCCGCAGAGCAAAGGGAGGGUCUUUUCCUAUUGCAACUUCCUAUGGCAAGUUGCAAUAAGAUCACAGAUAUUGGAGCUUGUAGAGACGAGAAAGCUACCAACGGUUUAUGCUUGGGAAUAAGGUUGUUAUGGGUCUUUGAGGUCUGGCAAGUUGACGAUAUAGGACUUUGUAGAGACAAGGCUCCAGAGCAAGGGAAGGGUCUUUGGCGUCUGGCAAGUUGCAAUAAGAUUGACAAUAUUGGAGUUUAUAGAGAGAAAGCUUCAGAGAAAGGCAAGGAUCUUCUGGCUCUGGCAAGUUGAAAUAGGAUCACAGAUCUUGGAGUUGGUAGAGCGAAGCUCAGUAUGCCAGCUUGGAGUGUGGGUAGGCUGCUCACUAUUUUGUCACUUUUCUAGGAGAAAUGUGGCUCCCAGUACGUUCCUUGCACUACUGGUGCCUUCGGGGGAGACGGGUCCUUUCAGGCCACCAUCCUUGCAGACACUAUAAGAAGGAGACGCUUCCCUCACCAGAUGGGCCGGUCCCCCCUGCUUCAGUCACAGAGAUCCGCCAGUAUCUCCGGGCACAGGACAUCCCUUUCCAUGAUGGCUAUAGCUGCAUCCAUGUGCCCAGUGUUUUUGUCGAGGAGCAGCAGCAGGUUCGCCACAGCUACACUCUCUUUAUUGAUAAGACCACUGGGCGCUUUGUCUGCACUGCCAGCUUGAUUGAAGGCAACUGGCAGGACUUCCAGGCCAGUGUAGAGUUGCGGCAUAAAGGGGUGGCUGUGGGGAGCUUGGAGGCUAUUGAUCAGCCGAGAGAUCACACUGGGGAAGAUGCCAGGCAUAUCUGGGAUCGAGCCAUGCCUCUUUGGGAGCUUCUUGAUGAGCAGGAGACCCAGGAAGCCAAAGCCAAGUUUGGAAUUUCCAGUGUCUCAAAUGUGACUCUCAAACGGUUUGGUGUGCGUUACUUACGGACUGCUCAAGCUUUGGUGUUCCCAUGGUUCAGCCCUCGGGGCACUAGCCUGAAAGGGUUAAAACUGCUGGGAGUUGAGCACCAAGGAGAGAAAACACAUUAUGUGGAGAAUACCCUACCUCGCCCAAGUGCCUAUCACAACCUUUUUGGGCUACCGUUGAUUGGCCGACGUGAUACAGAAGUGGUACUGACUGGCCGGGAGCUAGAUACUCUAGCAUUACACCAAGCGACUGGGCUACCUACUUUGGCCCUGCCCCGUGGGAUUUCGUGCCUCCCCCCGGGCCUCCUUCCCUACCUAGAACAGUUCAAGCGGAUCACUCUCUGGUUAGGUGAGGAUCUUCGCUCCUGGGAAGCAGCCAAGCUCUUUGCCCGCAAACUGAACCCUAAGCGUUGUUCUUUGGUGCAGCCAAGUGACCAGCAACUCCAGCCCUUAGAGGCCUUCAACCGCGGCUUGAACCUCACCAAAAUUCUGCGCUCAGCCUUACCAGCUGGCCACAAGGCCAUCAUUUCGUUUCGCCAGCUACGAGAAGAGGUUUUAGGGGAGCUGGCCAACGUGGAGCAAGUAGCUGGAGUCAAAUGGGCACGUUUCCCUGACCUAAACAAGCUCCUCAAGGGCCACCGCAAAGGAGAACUUACUGUCUUCACAGGACCAACUGGCAGUGGGAAGACAACCUUCAUCAGCGAAUAUGCCCUAGAUCUCUGCAUGCAAGGAGUGAACACUCUGUGGGGUAGCUUUGAGAUCAACAAUGUGCGCUUGGCCAAGAUCAUGCUUACCCAGUUUGCUAUGGGGAGACUGGAGGAGCAGCUGGACAAAUUUGAUGAAUGGGCAGACAGAUUUGAGGAUCUUCCACUCUACUUCAUGACUUUCCAUGGACACCAGAAUAUCAAGACAGUGAUGGAUACCAUGAAGCAUGCUGUGUACAUGUAUGAUAUCACCCAUAUAAUUAUUGACAAUCUUCAGUUCAUGAUGGGUCAGGAGCAGCUCACAGUGGACAGGCUUGCUGUACAAGACUACAUCGUGGGUACUUUCCGGAAGUUUGCCACAGAAAACAGUUGCCACGUGACUCUGGUCAUUCACCCCAGGAAGGAAGAUGAAGAGAGAGAACUUCAGACAGCCUCAAUAUUUGGGUCUGCAAAGGCCAGCCAAGAAGCAGAUAAUGUGCUGAUCCUGCAGGACAGGAAGUUGGUGACAGGCCCAGGCAAGCGCUAUCUGCAGAUCUCCAAGAACCGCUUUGAUGGCGAUGUGGGGAUUUUCCCCCUGGAGUUCAGCAAAACCUCCCUCACUUUCUCCUCCCCCAUCAAGGCCAAAGCAGUCAAGUUGAAGAAAAUGAAAGAUGACAACGAUGUGCCACCUAAGAAAGCUGCUACAGGUGGGGCUUCAAAGAAGCAACGGUCUCAAUCACCCAACCGCACAACCCCAGAGAGCUCUCCUAAUGAACCUGUCAAAACGUGAAGAGAUGCAGAACAUUAUUCCAAAGGAUUGGAACCCAGCAAAAUCACUGCCCCCUUUGCCUGAUUACAGCAAUCAAUAAUUGGACUUCAAGCAGAGAUAAUGGCCGGAUCAUUCCUGCCCAUUUUUGCUUCUUUCUUGUUAGAAUCAGGUAUGAGAAAUCUUUGAGAGAUAGAUGGACAGUAGCAAGAUUUGUAAUAUCUUCUGUUAUCAAGCAAUAAGCUGGAGAAGAAACAGAUUUCUUCUCAUUUCCAUCCCAAGUGGAAACAAACGGACUGAGAUCACAUACCUCAUAGGGAAGAGUCCACUGUGAUAGGCACAGAGAAGUGCCCUAUUUUGUGGCCUUCGGUCUAGUCUCUGGUCACGUCUAGUUAAUAUUUGGUUGCUGUACACAACCAGUGAUGCACAAAAAAGGUAUCAGAAUAGGAAUGUUGUUUAAAUGAUUGCUGCACUAAUAAGUGAACAAAAUAAAGACUGUUGCAAACAUGUAAAGUAUUACAUUGUUGGCUUGGGGUUGCAGGUGCUGCUUGGACACUUUUAUACUCCUAUAAGCUUUUGGCCAUGCAUUCUGAGAGUUUUAGUUGGAAAAAUAAAUUCUUAAAUUCUGGGAACACACUUCCAUCACAAGACCACUGGUUAAAACUAAUGCUAUGAGAGAAGUUUCAUUUUCCCAAGAUACAGGAUUUCAGUGGCAAAAUGAUGGGUUGAACUCAAGAGGAAUCUGUGAAGCCUAGACAUAAAGGAGCCACUGAGUCAGCCCAGAUAUUGACAGAUGUAUCUGAGUCUAUGAAUUAUAGAGUUAGAAUAAAGUAUUAGCUUGAAGAGGGUCAGCCUGAAAAGCCUGCACUGCAAAGUACUUUUUGCCUUAUGUAUCUAUUGGGUUCUGAGCUAAAAUGUUAAACUCUGUAUGGAUUCUGAUAUGGAGUGUGCUUAAAGGAAGACACCCUCGCAUUAUUUAAGUAUUCCUAAGGUGCCUGUUGAAAAAUUACUAUUCUGAAACGUAAUGUGGCAUUGGGCCCUCUGGUGGCGCAGCGGGUUAAACCGCUGAGCUACUGAACUUGGUGACUGAAAGGUUGGCGAUUUGAAUCCAGGGAGUGGAGCAACCUCCUGCUGUUAGGCCCAGCUUCUGCCAACCUAGCAGUUCACAAACUUGCAAAUGUAAGUAGAACACUAGGUACCGCUAUGGCGGGAAGGUACUGGCACUUCAUACAGUCAUGCUGGCCACAUGACCUUGGAGAUGUCUAUGGACAAUGCCGGCUCUUCGGCUUAAAAAUGGAGAUGAGCAUCACCUCCCCCUCGCCCAGUCCGACACGACUAGACUUAAUGUCAGGGGAAAAAUUACCUUUACCCUAAUGUAGCAUCAUGGAAAAAAAGCCCCUUUCAAUAUUGCUUAUGUGUUUUCUCACACAUUUCAGUUGAAACCUUUCAAUUGAUUUCCUUAUCUUGUUGCUGUUAUGUGACCUCAAGGUGAUUCCAACCUAUGGUGACGUUAAGGUGAACCUGUUUUCUUGGAAAGAUUUGUUCAGCAGAGGUUUGCCAUUGCUUUCUUCUGACGCUGAGAGAGAGAGACUUGCCCAUGGUUACCUAUUGGCUGAGUAGGGGGUUUGAACCCCGAUCUCUAGAGACAUAGUCCCAGUGCUCAAAGCACUGACUGUACCAUGCUGUCUUCAGCUGUUCUCCAUCUGAGAACUGAGAGGAGGUAUGAUAGCCAUGUAUAAAUAUGUGAGAGGAAGCCACAGGGAGGAGGGAUCAAGCUUGUUUUCUGCUUCCCUGGAGACUUGGACGCGGAACAAUGGCUUCAAACUACAAGAAAGGAGAUUCCAUCUGAACAUGAGGAAGAACUUCCUGACUGUGAGAGCCGUUCAGCAGUGGAACUCUCUGCCCCGGAGUGUGGUGGAGGCUCCUUCUUUAGAAGCUUUUAAACAGAGGCUGGAUGGCCAUCUGUCAGGGGUGAUUUGAAUGCAGUAUUCCUGCUUCUUGGCAGGGGGUUGGACUGGAUGGCCCAUGAGGUCUCUUCCAAUUCUAUGAUUCUAUGAUCCUUUCUUAAUUUAACUAACUGCAUCAUAUUUCAAUUUAAGGUAUAGUCUUAAUUUAACUGUAACUGCAUCCAUCAUAUUUCAAUUUAAGGUAUAGGUGGGAUUUUGGAUUACAACACCCACAAUCCCUAAUCUUUUGUCAUGCUUAAUGGAACAAGUGGGAGAUGAAAGCCAAAUCUCUAAUUCUGGCUCAACCGAAGUUAGUGUUGAAAAAUGAUUCUUGGAAAUAGUUCCAAUGUAAUAAAUGUUACUUUCUGAAAACCAAUUUCAAAAAUAAACAAAAUGCAAAGGUUGUGAGACUGA